Messenger RNA from Puma concolor (puma), 1489 nucleotides. The record is from RefSeq and is a predicted model, not a curated record. NCBI's taxonomy places the organism in Eukaryota, Metazoa, Chordata, Mammalia, Carnivora, Felidae.
AUGGCAACGGAGAGAGCCGGCGACCUGGGUUCCGGAAGCCGGAGAGCUAGAGCUUUGAAGCUACCGUGGUCAAAGGAUGCUGAGUCCAGAGCGCCUAGCCCUACCGGACUACGAGUAUCUGGUUUUAACAGUGUGUGUCAGGGAACUCACAUUCUCUUUCGGGAAUUCAGCUUCAUCCAAGCAACCCCUCACAACAGGGCAUCAUUCUUACGGGCCUUCUGGAGAUGCUUCCGAACUGUGGGCAAAAAUGGCGAUUUGCUGACCAUGAGAGAAUAUCACUGUUUGCUGCAACUGCUGUGCCCGGAUUUCCCCCUGGAGCUCACUCAGAAAGCAGCCAGGAUUGUGCUCAUGGAUGACGCCAUGGACUGCUUGAUGUCUUUUUCAGAUUUCCUUUUUGCCUUCCAGAUCCAGUUUUACUACUCAGAAUUCCUGGAGAGUGUGGCUGCCAUCUAUCAGGACCUGCUGGCAGGCAAGAACCCCAACACAGUGAUUGUGCCAACAUCAUCCAGUGGGCAACACCGCCAGCGACCUACCUUGGGCGAGGCUAGUAUGUUGGAGGGAGUGGAGGCAUCACUGUUCUACCAGUGCCUGGAGAACUUGUGUGACCGGCACAAGUACAGCUGUCCACCCCCAGCACUUGUCAAAGAGGUAUUAAGCAACGUUCAGAGACUGACCUUCUAUGGAUUCCUUGUGGCUCUUUCAAAGCAUCAUGGAAUCAACCAAGCCCUGGGAGCUUUGCCUGACAAAGGAGACCUAAUGCACGACCCAGCCAUGGAUGAGGAGCUGGAACGACUGCUUGUCCAGAUCCCAGGCCUGGUCAACUCGGCCACUGCCAAUCCAGAGGCCAGCUGCCUGCCUUCCCGAACCCCUCCCCGGGUUGGCUCCCCCUGGAGACCCCUCCAUCAUGCCCGCAAGAUGGAUGCAGAGAGCGAUGGCUCCACUGAAGAGACGGACGAGUCCGAGACUUGAGUCUGAAGGGUCCUGUCCACAACGCCUGUAUCCAGCUCCCACCUACCUAGCCCUUGGGACUCCCAGCCAUCCUCCUCUCCCACUCCUGUGCCAUGCUGCCCUCUGCUGGUGAAAAGCUUGAAUAACAACAGCCUAAGCCCAAAGACCAGCCAGAGGGGUUCUGGUAUCAGCCAAGCCAAGCAGUGACCCUGAAAAGUAACAGCCUACUCUCCUUGGCCCUGUCAGCCUCUGUGCUUUAGGCAGGCCCCAAGCUGACAGCAGACUGAGCUGAAGCCACCAGGAGGUGACUUGGCUUUAGUCUUUUGCUGACAGUCCCCGCAUAAAGGUGGUCUCCUCACAGCAACUCCAGGAAGGGGAGAGACCAUGAAUAACCAUGCAGGGCCUUGCAUGGUCAAGGGCAACACCAGUGAUGCAAGUAUGGGGUGGACAUAAACAUGGUGGCCUUCUGCUGGAGGAAGAGCCACUACCAUGAUACGAUGAAGGGUAGGCAAGAAGACAAUUCCACUUUCAAAAACUGCUU